This is a messenger RNA of Meloidogyne enterolobii, 929 nucleotides long. The record is from the annotation of a GenBank genome assembly. Lineage: Eukaryota; Metazoa; Nematoda; Chromadorea; Rhabditida; Meloidogynidae.
AUGGCAACUACUACAAUUAAGGAUGAAAAUUCUGUUAUUUCUUCUUCAGAAAAUCCUCACCAGUUAAAUGGUGAUUUAACAGAAACUCCAACACAGCAAAUAAAAACAACAACUACUGAAGAAUCAAAAGAAGAAAUUGUCUUUCAAAAAAAUAAUUUACUUCAAAAACUUCGUGAUUUAUUUAAAAAUGAAGAAAUUUUGGGACAAAAGGAACAUAUUGAUGCUUAUAUUUUGCCUAGAACGGAUGCACAUAAUAAUGAAUAUAUUAAUGAAAGGGAUCAGCGUGUAAAAUUUAUUAGCGGAUUUUCUGGUUCUAAUGCAUGGGUUAUUGUUACAAAGGAAAAUGCACUUUUAUGGACUGAUGGACGUUAUUAUAUUCAGGCAAAAUCAGAACUUUACGAAGGAUGGACAUUAAUGAAAUUGACUGGGCCAGAUUCUAUUAUGCCUAGUGAUUGGAUUAUCCAAAAUUUAGAAAAUGGUUCUAAAAUUGGUUUUGACCCAAAAUUAUUUAAUUUUGAAAGAGCAAAAAAUUUUAACAAAAAAUUAAAAAAUUAUGGAAUUAUUUGUACUCCAAUCAUUAAAAAUUUGGUUGAUAUUUUAUGGAUAGACAGACCAACAGAAUUGUUACAAAAAUUAUUUAUCCUUCCAAUUGAAGAAUGCGGCGAAGAAAUUAAUUCAAAAUUGGGUAGAAUAAGGGAAGAAAUGAAAAAACAGAAAUGUGAUUCUCUUCUGCUGAGUUGUUUGGAUGAUAUUGCUUGCAAGUUUUUUUUAAUUUGUUUGACAUUUUUGGAAGGUGACAAAUAGUCCCUGCUAGGGGUGCCUUUUCGUCUCUGGUCGAAUUUUCGUUUCUGUUCUGGUGCACUCCUGGUCCCUCCCCGUAAGCUCGUCAAGGGUAUUUUUGUCUCGAAAAACCUCAAGUAUUUAAAAAU